Mesitornis unicolor (brown roatelo) is the source of this 962-nucleotide messenger RNA. RefSeq names its product S-antigen protein-like. The record is from RefSeq and is a predicted model, not a curated record. NCBI's taxonomy places the organism in Eukaryota, Metazoa, Chordata, Aves, Mesitornithiformes, Mesitornithidae. The transcript has a single exon. The annotation marks the transcript as partial.
GGGAUCAUCCCGGGCCUGGCCUCGCCGAGGAGGAGACCCCAAAGGGGGAGACCCCAAAGGGGGAGAUCCCAAAGGGGGGGGACCCCAAAGGGGGAGGUCCCAGAGGUGGUGGAGGUCCUAAAGGAGGAGAUCCCACAGGUGGAGAUCCCAAAGAGAAAGAUCCCAAACGGGGAGAUCCUAAAUGUGGAGGUCCCACAGGGGGAGAUCCCAAAGGUAGUGGAGAUCCUACAGGAGGAGAUCCCAAAGGUGGUGGAGGUCCCAGAGGUGGAGAUCCCAAAGGGGGAGAUCCCAAAGGGGGAGAUCCCAAAGGGGGAGAUCCUAAAGGGGGAGAUCCCAAAGGGGGAGAUCCCAAAGAGAAAGAUCCCAAAGGGGUAGAUCCUAAGUAUGGAGGUCCCACAGGUGGAGAUCCUAAAGGAGGAGAUCUCAAAGGUGGUGGAGGUCCCAAAGAUGGAGAUCCCAAAGAGAAAGGUCCCAAACAGGGAGAUCCUAAAUAUGGAGGUGCUAAAGGUGGAGGUCCCACAGGGGGAGAUCCCACAGGGGGAGACCCCAAAUGUGGAGAUCCCAAAGGUGGUGGAGAUCCUAAAUAUGGAGGUCCCACAGGGGGAGAUCCCAAAGGUGGAGAUCCCAAAUGUGGAGGUCCCAGAGGUGGAGAUCCCAAAGAGAAAGAUCCCAAAGGGGUAGAUCCUAAGUAUGGAGGUCCCACAGGGGGAGAUCCAAAAGGAGGAGAUCCUAAAGGUGGAGGUCCCACAGGUGGAGGUCCUAAAGGAGGAGGUCUCAAAGGUGGUGGAGGUCCCAAAGAUGGAGAUCCCAAAGAGAAAGAUCCCAAAGGGGGAGAUCCUAAAUAUGGAGGUCCCACAGGGGGAGAUCCUAAAGGAGGAGAUCCCAAAGGAGGAGAUCCCAAAGGUGGAGAUCUUAAAGGGGGAGAUCCCAAACGGGGAGAUCCUAAAUAUGGAGAUCCUUAA